CCUUAACCCCCGCCCCUGACUCAUGGGUCCUCAUGGAGGGCGGUGGUUCCGUGUGAAUCUCUGCCUAGACAUAUCAUGCCCUCGAAGACGCCGGCUAUAUCAUCAAGGUUCCUUGUGAUCUUCGUGCUGCAAGAGAUUUCGUCCUCAAGGUUUUAUAAGUCACCUCCCCCGUUCCCUAGCUGUCUUACAUCAACCCAUCAUGAAGAACAGAACCAACACGGCCAUGAUGAGAAUAGCUAUUGCCGGUGCAGGCGGGUUUGCCUACAUCCUCGCCCAGGAGAUCACCAAGAGUGCCAACGCCGUGCUCGUCUUGUCUCGACAAGCACACCCCGAGUUUGAAGAGGAUUUCCCUAGCUUGCAAGUUGCCGUUGUCGACUUUGGCAAUGUCGAGGAGUUACGGUAUGUCCUUCAGGGGGUGGAUCUGUUGAUCUCUACUAUUAGCGCCGCCGAGCAGCUAAAUCUCAUCGAUGCUGCUCGGCGUGCCAGGGUCCGGCUUUUCGUCCCGUCAGAGUUCGAGGGCUCCAUCUCCCACAGACCAGCUACGCAGGAUCCCCUCGACCGUGGCUCUCAAGCGGCCCUCGGCCUGCUUCAGCGCUGCUCUCAGUCGAGGCCCCAUAGCAUGCAGUACACCGUCUUCUCCUGUGGCCUCUUCAUGGAGCGAUUCGGGCCAGGUGGUCUACAGAGUUACAACCUUGGUGGCAGUACCAGUGUUCAGAACCCCAAUGACUAUAUUGUCGAUGUCGCCAACGCCACUGGGGAGAUAAUCGAGACCAACGUUCAGGGGAGGCCGGUCCGUGUCAACCUCACUUCAGUCUACGACGUGGCACGGUUUGUGGCUGCUGCAAUUGAACUCGGCCCAGCGAGUUGGCCACGAGAAUUCUGUAUGAGAGGUGACAACAUGUCCGUCCGCGACAUCAUCACAGCCUGCUCUACUGUCAGACGAGUUCCGUUCAAUUUGUCCGUACACUCAUACCAAGCUGCCGAGGCUGAGGCCGAGUACUGUCAGCAGAACGCGGAGUGGCCUCGAUGGCACUAUUUCCAGAGACUCCUUGCCACCGCCAACGGGCGCUACCACUUCACCCAAGCCAAUCUGAACGAUACUGUCAAUACAGCAGGCAGCGGCGUGGAGGUUCGGCCCCUAAAUUUCAGGCAGUGGCUUGAGCAAGUCUGGGGGCCGGCAAUGUAGAAACGCCAAUUUCGAUAUCCCGCCUGCUAUCGUUCAUUGUCAGCCGCGGGAUGACGAAGCCAGGAGGGUGCUUUUCCUUGAGAGGUUGCUACUUGGAG
Messenger RNA from Phialemonium atrogriseum, 1284 nucleotides. RefSeq names its product NAD(P)-binding protein. The record is from RefSeq and is a predicted model, not a curated record. The coding region runs from base 200 to 1186 and encodes 328 amino acids. The transcript has 3 exons. Lineage: Eukaryota; Fungi; Ascomycota; Sordariomycetes; Cephalothecales; Cephalothecaceae.